CCUUCUUUGGCUCCGGCGACGGAAGUCGGGCGCUGACGUCACCCGGGCGUUCGCAGCCAAGAUGGCGGCCUCCGUCUUGAGGUUAGCGAGCCGACGUCUCUGUGUCCGCCUCAACGCGGGAUUCCCCAUGCGACAUGUGCUCCCCGUGACAACGUCGGCGAAGGAAGAAAUGGCCAAGUUUUGGGAGAAGAACACUCAAUCUAAAAGGCCUUUGUCCCCGCAUGUCACCAUUUACGAGUGGUCCCUGCCGAUGAUGAUGUCCAUCACUCACCGCGGGACUGGCGUGGGAAUGAGUUUAGGUGUGUCGCUCUUCGCGUUAAGCGCCUUGGCUCUUCCUGGACAGUUUCCCGACUACCUGGAUAUGAUUAAGUCGCUCAGCCUGGGACCGGCUCUAAUUUAUUCUGCCAAGUUUGCUUUGGCCCUACCGGUAACUUACCACACCUGGAAUGGGAUUCGGCAUCUGGCCUGGGACAUGGGCAUCGGUUUCAAGAUACCCCAGCUCUACCAGUCCGGUGCCCUGGUCCUCAUCCUGACGGUUUUCUCUUCCCUCGGGAUUGCAGCCAUGUGAAGAGAUACGAAACACGCCUCCCCCCCUGCUCGUUCCCCAGCUUUUCUAACUUUGCAUCCCCGCAAAGUUAGUCCAAUCAAGGACUUCGGUUUCUAAGUUAGGAAAAUAAUCGGUUGGGGGGCCGAAGGGCUGAAAUGGGCCGAAUUCACAUUUAUUACCACUGUUGUAAUCCUACGGAGACAAUUCUAGUAGGACUUUCUCAUGAUGAUGAUGAUUUUUCUUAAUCUAUUUUCUUUUCAUCGCGAGAGGCCACAGUUUUACCCGAGGGAUUCUUGAAGGGUGGGGGGGUUCUUCUUUAAAUCCCACCGCUUUAAAAAAACGCGCCUGGGCUUUUAGAAAACUGACAUUCUCCCACCGAGCCAAACGCAGAACCGUCUAGCUCUCCUCUCGCUUUCUCGGAACAAUCCUUCCCUUUGAAAGAACCACGGGGCAGCGUGCAAACGGGCGUGGGCGUCCCACCCAUGUCACAAAGGACAACAUCGUCCAUUGAGAGCAAGCUGGCACGAACGAGUCACACAAGCCGAGGUGGACAACCUCCAGUCUGGCCAAUUGUUGUUAUUUUUUUCCAAGUGGGCCCGGGGCUCGGAGGGAGGAGCUGGGGUGGGGGAGUGAAGGCAGCCUGAAAUCUUGCAGUUUUCUUUCUCCCUUCUGCAGGAAACAGCCUCUAUCUUUGCAUUAAAUUUUGGGGGACGCUGGUUGAAUCAAUUGUCGAAUUUACUGUUCCGGGUAACCGGCCGUUUGGCUCGGUUUUUAAGCCGACGUCGAGAAAAGAUUUUGAGCCUUCCGAACCCCACCCCCCCCCCCCAAAAAA
Molecule: messenger RNA, 1379 nt
Organism: Pantherophis guttatus
Lineage: Eukaryota; Metazoa; Chordata; Lepidosauria; Squamata; Colubridae
Gene: SDHC
Product: succinate dehydrogenase complex subunit C
Biological process (GO): mitochondrial electron transport, succinate to ubiquinone; tricarboxylic acid cycle
Cellular component (GO): respiratory chain complex II (succinate dehydrogenase); membrane
Molecular function (GO): electron transfer activity
Source: RefSeq, a predicted model, not a curated record